Paramuricea clavata is the source of this 6990-nucleotide messenger RNA. NCBI's taxonomy places the organism in Eukaryota, Metazoa, Cnidaria, Anthozoa, Malacalcyonacea, Plexauridae. The record is from the annotation of a GenBank genome assembly.
AUCCAUGUACUGCUGUUUAUCAUUUUAUAUUUUUAUUUAAGGAUUAUAGAUUCUUGUCAAGAAGCAUUUAUAUUAAGACUGUACAGGGAAAAUAACAAAGUACAUGCUUACAUUUUCUUUAUUACCUAUUAUAUGCAUUGUUAACCUUUGGAAAAUAUUUUGUUUCUAAAAUCUGACUGUAAAUGUUUUCUACUUUUAUUUCUGUUUUUAGACGGGUUUUAUCAAAGCAUUUUCAGAUGCACCAGAAGCAUUCACUGCUGGUUUUUCUAAAGUUGAACGAGUGAUGAAAAAUUUGUUUGUCAAAAAGCUUUACUUGUGGCCAAGGUGCAGCUGAUGUUAAGAUGUUUCAACUUAAUUAGGAGUGUCAAGUACUACUUAAUUAACAGGCAUAUAUAGAGUAUUAUUUUUACAUUUAAAAACAUUAGCCACUAACUACCGUGAAUGAUUCACAUAAAUUCUGUUGCCGAUAUCCUUUCAAGUACGUACAUCAGAUUUAUUUUUGCAUUGAAGUUGAUUAUUAAAUGCACGUACAUGUAUUUAUUGCAACAGGUUCUACGCACCAAUGUCAGCCUUUUUGGAGAGGCACACGGUAUGUUAAUCUUUUUCUUCAGUGUUCACUGAUUCCUAUUAUACAGCAAUAUUCUGUUCCCACAUCCGUUGUCAGUGCAUCAUCCGUUGUCAGCCAGAGGCGACGUAAUAAACCUUUGAUUCGAUCACGUUUAAGGCUCGUUGAAACGAGGCCAACAUGUUGAUCCAACAUAUAUCACCAACUCGAAGCGACUUGACCUCGUAGCUCAGUUGGCAGAGCAUUGGACUACAAUAUCCCGAGGGUCGCGGGUUCGAUUCCCACCGUGGCCAAGCUAACUUUUCAGCUUGCUCGGUGUGGAUGCACACUCAGAGUAACAUCACAAACAUCAUCUAACACUGCUGGAUGCAACAUUGUUGGUCUCGUUUGAACACUAUGUUGGGUAGUUUUGCCUGAUGUUGGAUCGGUUUUGACUUGGUUUAAUAUUUUCAUCCAACAUCCGUAGAUAGGGUCCCAUUCAGCGGCGGAAGUGACGUGAUAAGGUGUGAGUGCGGUGUACCUACAGUACGUACAGUGUUGUACUUUAUUUUUAUCUGACAUCACAUAGAGCGGUGAUAUCAUACAGUAUACGUCCUUUUUUAUCUGACGUGAUGCAGUGUACGUACUGAAAGUACAUCUACUAACAUCAUCCAACAUUCUUGGACCAACAAUGUUGGACGACGUUGGACUCGUUUUCCUUUCAAAACUUAGCUAAACGAAAGAUGGUUAGCACCCUUAUCUUUAUCACAUGCAGGGAGCCCGAUUAUGACUUUUUAAUACAUAAUCUGUAUACAUAAUCUCAGUACAUACAGUAUUAAUAAGUAUAUUUAUAUCAAAGCCACACGCGUUGCAAUCUCCAUACGUUUAUAUCAAAGCGGUCAGUGCGAGAUAACAUGCGAUGCGAGAAAACACGCGAAUCGUUUUGAUGUUUUCUCCCUCGCGUGUUUUCUCGCAUCGUGUUUUCUCGCACUGGCAGCUUUGAUGUAAAUGAAUAGAGAUUAUGUGCCAUAAUCGAGCUCCUGUGUCUUUAUCUUUAAUAUUUUCUUAAAGCGUUUAUACUUAAUGAUUUGUUUCUUUAUUACCAGCCUGAACUUGUGGAACUUCACCUUCAACUGACACCAUCAAUGUUAGUCAUACAAACUUCAAUUCUGGAUUUAAUAGCUACCUGCUUGAGAGAUAUUAAACGUCUAAACUCCUUUGUAAGUUGUUAAAACAAGACAAUUUCCGAUAGAAACAUGCAUUUUUUGCUGAUAAGCUAAUGCCAGUCAAUACUAAUUACAUUUUCAAAAAUUUUAAAAGGAUAAACUUUACCUUCACAGUGUUUUUCAUUUAUUCUUUUCAUUCUCGGUAUCUCUGGAUGACUUUGUUAUGAUUAACUAUCGCGAAAUGCGUGAGCUCACUAACUUCCCGACGAAGGGCAUUACGAAAUCAUGUUUGCCAUCUGCCAAGACCAGGUCUGAUAGACCUUAAUAAUAUGCAUAAUGACGUCACGUGGCUUGAUGCCCGCGAGGAAUGCUGGUAUUAGUAGUCAUCGCCCGGGAAAAUUAAACAAUUCAAAAUGGCCACUAUCGAAAUUUUCCAGGACGAUGACUACUAAGACCAGCAUUACUCGCGGGCAUCAAGCCUUGUGACGUCAUUAUGCAUAAGGUCUAUUAGGUUACUAAGACCAACCAUGUUCUUAUGUGGGCGUCGUUUGUGGCGUUGUCCCAGAGCUCCAAUUUUGAUAGGAUAUUGUCAUUGAACUGUUAGAAAAAAACGUCUAUUAAAUGAACUUUAUAAAAACAGUCACUUAACUAUAAAUACUUACAAGUGUAUUUUGCAUAGUUUAUUCCACUUGGUUAGAUUUUCUUUUAGAUUAAGUGUAAAAUUUUAAUAAAAAUGAUUCAAAUGUAGAGCCUUAAUGGAAAAACUGCGAAGAGUUUUAUUCCAUCACAUGAAUAAAUUUAGCAUGAUUCAGGAUUUUAAUUUUUAUGAUGCAUAUAACUAUUUUUAGUUGGAUCCUGAAGAGUUGACAGUUGAGAACAGUAUUAAUAAAUAUUUUGAUAAACUAUUACGACUUCAACUUGAUCCUGUGUGGCAUCAACUGGUAAGUAAUUGCAUCAUCAUCAGGCGUAAACUCGCGGGCUUAUAUACGAACACGUGCAGCUAUAGAAAUAAUAGAUAUCUAUUAUGUCUACUAUGAUAUAUCCAUAGACGGAUUUUCUGGGGGGGUGCAGGGGGGUGCUACCCCCCCAAUAUUAGCUAUAACCCCCCAAACAAAAUGUCCACCCCUCCAAAAAAAAUUUUCAACCCCCCCAAUAUUCGGCAUAAUAAAUAAAUAAUUAAAUAGUCCACUCCAACGUGCAGAGUGUUGAUGAUACAAAAUAAACGUAGGAGUACACUCAAACAGAAAAAGACAGUGCAACACUCUGAAACUAAUCGCUCCUCGCUUGCAUUCACUGGUUUAUUGGAGCAAUUGUAAAGUUUUGAAACUCUAUUAUCUUCCCUGAAUAGAGUUUGCAGUGCUUUGUCAUGCGAAUAGCUUGCACGCAAGGAACGUUUGGAAUUUUUUCGAACACUAUUUUUAGUUUUUAAUUAUUUUAGGAAAUAGACUUGCCUAGAUUUAAUCUUUACGCCCCAAAUAUUAUUUACAUCGGAGUUGCAUCAUAAAUGGUACUCGGAUUCAACACAAUUAAUGUCAAUGACUUUAUAAAAGUAUGUUGUGUAUUGGCCUACUUUUACAGGUUCAUACUCUCAAGUCUCUCUCAACAGAUAAUCGGACAUGCCAAAUCCAUUGAUAUGACAAAUUGACAACUUCAAGAAAAUUUUUUUUGAAGCUAGACUGAAAUCAUGAUCUUUUUUCAAAUUUUUCCUGGGAUACUUUGUUUUCUGCUCUCUAGACUCCCCCUUGCGGCUCUAGUGUUCCACCCCUAGAAUAUAGACCUUACUGGUGUUUUGUGACACUUUGUGUUGCUUCAGUCACCUGCUCACGGCUCACCCCCCUAAAAUGUCUGGCACCACCCCAGUAAUAAAUAUGAAAAUCCGUCUAUGGUCAUAUAUCGUGAUGUAAAACAAUAAGUUGACUUAUAAAACACUUGACAGUUUUGGGCGAAAGCUUUCUUCAGAGGUUAGUCGACACUGUUGUAUUGUACAUACUGUGUUAAAAACAUGAAUAAUUUGUUUUUUUGUUUUAGAGCUCCAAGACCAAGCAGCUUGUUGCUGAUCUCAAGGUGCUGAGAACUUUGCUGUUGUAAGUCUUUUUGGAACUACUGUAUAUUUGGAAAAAAUCUGCAAUCAUGACUGCAGACCUUACUAUACAGUAGUUAGAAAUUCGUUCCCAACAUAUUCAUGUCAUUCUGUUGAGCGUUGCAAAUCUCAGUCUGUGCAAUGACAAUACACCCUUUCGAUAAUUACGUCACACAUACGUUUUGGUCUUGGAGCCUCGCUCUCAUUAGUAAGUUACGCAAGGUGAUUGGCUCACGAUUCAUAAGAGCGAGGCUCCCAGGCCUAAUGACGUAAUUAUCGAAAGGGUGUAUUAGAUUAACAUGAAUAGCCAUUUCAGACCACGUGUCAUAACAGAUUUUUUAUUCGCUGCUAGCUGAACAAAGAAGCUGUUAUGACACGUGGCCCUGAACUAGUCAAUGUACAUCUAAUAGACAAUUCCCAUUAUAGACUAAUUUUAAAACUAGGCAAGGAGAUGCAAAAAUGAGUAAAAUUGCAAAGUUUGGUUGCGAAAUGUUGUCGGUGAAAUGCGGAAAACAUAGCCUUGCAAAGUUUGCAAAUUUUGCAUACUUUUUGUAUUGCGUGCGGAAAUUGCUACCACUUUCGGCCCAAAUGUGGGAGGUUAGAGUUUACUGAGGGUUGCGGUUGCUCUUCUUUCUCUCCUUCCCUACUCCCUCCCCCAAUGUUCGCCACUGCCAGAAAACCAACCACUGUGACAGAAUUCUAAGAGUCAAAAUAUUUGUUGUUUCUUUUUUAGUUAUUUAACGCAGUAUGAUUGUGUUACAUUUUACCAAUUCCUUCAAUCACUAAGGUAAAGUGCUCAAAUUUGUUUUGUAUACUGUAGACCGCUAAAUUACAGUAUCAAGACGUUCAAAGCGUAUAAACGCUUGAAAGUAGUUUUGAGCAUGGUUUCAUAAAAGAAUAAGCUGUACACCUUCAGGAUGUGGCGCUUAUCAUUGGUUUCUUCUCUAUACGUUUUUGCCAGAACAAUUUGUGCGUCAUUUAGCACUGCGAGUCUAUGUUUUUCUUUCCACACUUUUGUUAUAGACAUCAACAGCCGCGCACUGUCGCCAGGGCUUAAAAUGCCCAUGUUGUCAACUCUACUUCUUUACUGUACUAUAUAAUCAAUAGAGUGGCAGUAUUUCGCCGACAUGAACGUACGAAUAUCCCUGUUUUUAAUAAACUUGUAUUAAUUGUUUGACAAAUGUAGAGCAAGUGAACGUGAUACGAUGUACCAUAGUAUGUGGAUGUUUAUGGAUGCUACAGAAGCAUUAUUUGUGGUAUUUAUUUUAUAUUUCCAACAAGAGACGGGCUGUGCGGAUAUGAUCUUGUACUAUAUGUAUCAGUGUAUUUAUGAAUUGCGAAUGUAUGUCUCAUCCAAUUUUGCCCUUCGUUACUACAAAGUUUCUUUCGAAAUAUUGCAUUAAGGGGUACAGUACAUACUUGAGAGAUGAAUGGCUAUCACUGUUUCAAUUUUACACAAAAAAAGUUCUUGCAAAGUGUAGACAACACGAAAAGUCUGUCAAAUUUUCUCUUUGAUCUAUCAUUUAACCAUUUAACUCUCAACGGGAGGUGCAUGACUUUUCAUGGAAGAUGCAACCAAUGUUCUUAUAGGCUUUAAACCAAAUAGGAUGAGAUUUAGGAUUGGAAUUAAGGUUUGGGUUAGGGUCGAUGUUAUCAUGACGACCACGAGGUCACGUAUAGUCGGGCUUUCGCAAACUCCUUUUCAAAGACGUCAAUUUUAUCCAAGUCUUAAAAAGUCUAAAACGGACUCGUGGCAAGUCUAGUGACGUGUUGACUUUCGGGUAUAGUCUUAUAUUUCUUAGUCGACUUCUGCUAUCCUCCUGUUUUGUUAGAUCUUUUCGGAGUGAUAUUCCUUGUCUCCAUUGUUACAUUCUCAUCUCAUUCCUCUCUAUAAUGGACCUUUCCUCUAAACUAAAAUUUUGAUCUAUAGACAAGUCUGGACAUAUAACGAAUUGAAUGGACAUACAGAGCUUAAAUGUGAAGAUUAUAUUAAAUAUCUAGGGGUUUUAAUGGACAAGAAUCUCUCAUGGAAAUAUCAUGUAGAACAUGUUCUAAGUAAAAUAAGUAAAACUGUAGGCAUGAUUUCAAAAUUAAGGCACUUUGUACCUAAACAUACUUUACUUAAUAUUUAUAAAUCGCUAAUAGGUCCAUAUCUCUCCUAUUGUCUUGUUAUCUGGGGUCAGACAAGCAAGUCAAAUUGGAGUAAUAUCUUAGUUUUGCAAAAACGUGUUCUUCGCUUCAUCCAUUUUUCAGAUAAACGAGAACACGCAAUACCUUUUUUUGUUGCUACAAAUAUUUUACCAGUAAAUAUCUUAUUCUACGAAAAUGUACUUACAUUGAUGCAUGAUGUUAUAAAUAGAGUUGCACCAGUCAAUAUUCUCAAUCUUUUCCAGAAAGCGUCAGAUAUUCAUUCUUAUAAUACUCGUUCCUCAAAGUCAAAUAAUUUUUACAUUAAACAAUCGAAACUAGAAAUUCAACGAAAGUCUUUUUCUCAUGUUGGAGUAAAAUGGUGGAAUGAGGUACCAUCUUGCAUAAGAGAAUUGCCAAAAAGAGCAUUUAAGAAAAGGAUACGUAGUAUCCUUUUGGACAUUUUACAGAAUGAAAACACUUAUCCGGACAUAGAGUCGCUCAGCUGUAAAAUUAAGAAAAGAUUACGCAAUGAAGCCUCAAAUUGAAGCGUUAACUCCUACUUUUUUCCCUGUUCUUGAUAUACAGUAUAUUAUUAUUAUUAUUAUUUUCCUUUCUAAAAACGUUAAGUUUAUUAAUAUGUAAUUUCAUUGAAAAUUAUUUCAUAUUAUGUAUAUAUAAAAAACAUGUACAACACGCGUUGGGCUGUCAAUUUCCCGUGCGUAAUACAAAAUGACUGAAAAACGGCAAACUUCGCAAGGCUAUAUUAUUCGCAAUUUACAACAUUUCGCAACGAAACUUUGGAAUAUUACUAAUUUUGUGAUGCUCUUUCAAGCUGUGAUGAAAUUUUUGUCUAGAUCAAAAUUUUAGUUAUAAGGGGAAAGGUCCAAUUUCAGCUUCAUAUAGCAACAGAUAAUAAAUGUACAAAAUUAUAACGUGAUUUGCUUCAUGUUUUUUAAAUAUAGCACGCAAGAGAAAGAGUGUAUCAACUGAGUCUGGGCGAAACAAAAUCUAAAGCUAAAAAGCAAAAAACCUUGACAAAUGAUGAGAGUAAAAGGUUCGUUUUACAAUAA